UUUAAUUUCCCUCAAGUUCUUUGAUAUUUUUGCAUUGCAGCGAAGAGAGCGAUAAAGGGGUUAAAGAGAAAGUGAAUCAGUAUGGAAGAAAAUGAUCACGGCAACAGAGACGUGGUGGAGCGGCAGGAGUCGGCGGAUGAAUCAAACAGAGCCAUCCUUCCCCUCCUACAGGCGCCGGGGAACCAGCAGAUCCCUCACCGGGUCACCAAUUUCUUCAUCGACAACAUCCUUCGACCGGAUUUCGGACGGAAAAAGGACGGAGGCGCAAACCGCGAAGAGAGUAGCCUGGCAUCGCGGGAGAGCCACAGCAGCCCCGACGCCCCUCAGACCGAGCCAGUGGGGAACACGGUGCAGGCGGAGGGGACCUCCACUCCACACACGGUUACCGGGACCAAGAAGCCCGCUAUAGCCGCCGAGGAGCCCCUGAAACCCCGCGGGGAGAGCGGAGACCAGUGCCUAAGCUCAGACUCAGACAGUUCCCAAGCCAGCUCGAACCCAGCCCAGUCUCAGUCCAUGCUGUGGCCAGCCUGGGUCUACUGCACCAGAUACUCGGACAGGCCCUCUUCAGGGCCAAGAUCUCGCAAACCAAAGAAGAAAACAACCAGCAAAGAGGACAAGCGACCACGGACGGCCUUCACAGCAGAACAGCUGCAAAGACUAAAAUCGGAGUUUCAGACAAAUCGGUAUCUGACCGAGCAGAGGCGGCAGAACCUGGCGCAGGAGCUCGGCCUGAACGAGUCCCAGAUCAAGAUCUGGUUUCAGAAUAAGAGGGCCAAAAUCAAGAAGGCCAACGGCGCUAAAAACUCUCUGGCCUUGCACCUGAUGGCACAGGGACUGUACAAUCACGCCACCGUCACGUCGAAAGACGAAAAAUCAGACAGCGAUUGAUUUCCAGAGAAGUCACAGCAGCCUCCUGACGAAAAAGACCCUACAGUAAUCCUAUGAUAGAUUUUAUAGAGAUAGCACUGCAAAACUCUACCUACAGGAAUAUUUAAAGACACAACAGCAGAUAAAAGUUCUAUUUCUAUCACUAUACUGUUGAAUCACCAGUUACAUUACAGAAAAUAACAAAUAAGGUCAUUGGACUAAGAGUCCCUACAGGAAUAUUUAAUGGUACCAUGGUCUCUAUUGGUUCCUAUAGGAGUAUUAUAGCGAUUUUUCGUUAUAUGGGAGGUUUUGCAAGCCUACAAUGCAAUAAUUUCAUCAAAUAAAAGGGCCAGUGGAGUAUACCAGCAUAAAUUGUUUAAAAAGAAAAUAAGAGAGAUAUUUCUGCAAUAUCACGUCUAUAAAAGAUGUUGUAUAAAGGUAUGUUUUCAUUGUUUGUCGCCCCCCCCCCAGGAGGUACAAAUGCUUACACCCAUAAUUUUUCUAUAUAGGCCUACCGCUAUCCAUGAUUGUCAUAAUUUUACAUUGAACUAACUGGCACUUGACGUUUCGAUCUGUCAGCGAAGUGAACAAACUGAAGUCCAAAGAAUAUUUUUCUGCUGCAUCCAGGCUACUGUGAAUUUAAAUAAAUGCUAACAGGAGUUUUAUUUCCAUGCUUGUUGGUUUCCUUGGUUGUGUUUUAAUGUUUAAAAAAAACGGACCGAGGAAGGUGUUUUUCUAGUGUCAGUUGACCUAAUUGGGCAGACAAUGAAUUUUGAUACAUUUUUUUAAAAGAAAAAAAUAAUCACAGGAACCGUUUGUUAUUAUAAGUGACAGAGAAGUAGCGACUUUUUUCUAACACACCACUGAACUAAAAUGCUAAGUUAGGCCUUGCUUAUAUGUAUGUGGUCGUCUCAUAGUCUUUCAACAGAUAUUAUGUGCGUAUUACUUUCGUCAAUGCAUCAGUGCAGCUAUUAUAGUUUUUAACUAGCAAUAUAAAUCAUUUUUGUAGCUUACUGAUUUGAAGGCUAUAAUGCUGCCUAUAAAGUCACAGAACAACUCUGUAGCAUAAAGACAAUGGCAACCAUUCUGCGCACUCUUGAGUAUAGACUAUAAAAGCAGGUUAUUGGAUGUUCUUGUUAAAUCUUUCUCUAUAUACAGUUUAUUACAUAUCCAUUUAUCAUUAAAGAAGGCAAAUCCAUCAGUGACUGUAUUACAAAUGUUGGAAAUCUCUGGUCGUUGUUGAAAGGACUUCAUAUGUGUAUUUAUAUAGAUUAUAUUGAGAAAAAAAAUCUAUCCAAUGGCCAGUGUUGCUUUAGAGUAGAUAUCUGAGGUGUUUACACUGCUUGUUUAUCUUGCAAUAACUUCUUUUUGUUUCCUUUUUUUGUGAAUGAAAAUAGUUUAUGGGGCCUUUGCAUGAAAGCUGCAAUUUGUUGUACUUGGGCAAAUAACUGUGUUUAUAAACUUUGGUCUUUAUCGACAGAAGUAUGAUCGAGCUAAGUUUUAGACUGUAUCCAUACCAAAUUGUGGACUUUUUGCCUUUCAAAGUGUUUUUUGUUGUGUAUCUGCAAAAAGUGUGUGUGAAUUAAAAUCCACCAAACAGAAACACACUUUGCCUUAAAGUUCAAGUGUGAACUUUUUAUGAAACAGAACUGUGCCGAAUCAGAGAAGCAGU
Molecule: messenger RNA, 2539 nt
Organism: Etheostoma spectabile (orangethroat darter)
Lineage: Eukaryota; Metazoa; Chordata; Actinopteri; Perciformes; Percidae
Gene: en2a
Product: engrailed homeobox 2a
Biological process (GO): regulation of transcription by RNA polymerase II; multicellular organism development; neuron differentiation
Cellular component (GO): nucleus
Molecular function (GO): DNA-binding transcription factor activity, RNA polymerase II-specific; RNA polymerase II cis-regulatory region sequence-specific DNA binding
Source: RefSeq, a predicted model, not a curated record